CAUUGGGUAACACUGGGGCAUUCUGGGGAUUGUAGUCUCCUUAGGAAAGUAGCCUCCUCAUCAGAGUGGCGUGGCUGUAUACCUUAUGAGGAGAUGAGUGGGAAACGGCCAGCCGAGCCCGGCCCUGCCCGGGUGGGAAAAAAGGGAAAGAAGGAGGUGAUGGCGGAGUUUUCGGCCGCUGUCACGGAGGAAACCUUGAAAAAGCAGGUGGCAGAGGCCUGGAGCCGCAGGACGCAGUUCAGUCACGAAGCCAUUGUCAUGAACAUGGACCCUUUUCUUCACUGCGAGAUCCCAAAUUUCAUUCAAAGCCAAGACUUCUUGGAAGAGCUUCAGAAGGAACUUUUGAACUUGGACUUCCAUGAAAAGUAUAAUGAUUUAUAUAAAUUCCAGCAGUCUGAUGAUUUGAAGAAGAGAAGAGAGCCUCAUAUCUCUGCUUUAAGGAAAAUUCUGUUUGAAGAUUUCCGGACCUGGCUUUCUGACAUUUCUGAAAUUGACCUGGAAUCAACUAUUGACAUGUCCUGUGCUAAAUAUGAAUUCACCGAUGCCCUACUCUGCCAUGACGAUGAGUUGGAAGGGCGCCGGAUAGCCUUCAUUUUGUACCUGGUUCCUUCCUGGGACAGGAGCUUUGGUGGCACCCUGGACCUGUACAGCAUCGAUGAACACUUUCAGCCGAAGCAGAUUGUCAAGUCUCUUAUCCCUUCGUGGAACAAACUGGUUUUCUUUGAAGUGUCUCCAGUGUCCUUUCACCAGGUGUCUGAAGUCCUCUCUGAAGAAAAGUCACGUUUGUCUAUAAGCGGCUGGUUUCAUGGUCCUUCACUGACCAGGCCUCCCAACUACCUUGAACCCAUCAUACCUCGGAGCCCUCACAUCCCACAAGAUCAUGAAAUUUUAUAUGAUUGGAUCAACCCUACUUAUCUGGACAUGGAUUACCAAGUUCAAAUUCAAGAAGAGUUUGAAGAAAGUUCUGAAAUUCUUCUGAAGGAGUUUCUUAAGCCUGAGAAAUUUGCAAAGGUCUGUGAGGCCUUGGAGAAAGGAGAUGUGGAAUGGAGCAGCCGAGGUCCCCCUAACAAAAGGUUUUAUGAGAAAGCUGAGGAGAGUAAGCUUCCCGAUAUACUGAAGGACUGCAUGGAGUUAUUUCGCUCUGAGGCACUGUUCUUGCUGCUCUCCAACUUCACAGGCCUGAAGCUUCACUUUUUGGCCCCUUCAGAAGAAGAUGAGAUUGAUGACAAAAAAGAGGAAGCAGCAGCCUCUCCUGCUGCUAGCACUGAAGAAGGGACUAGCCAUAGCUCCUCUGAGCCAGAGAAUAAUCAGGCUGCCGUCAGCAGCAGCAGCCAACAGACAGGCCCAGAGCUAGAUGAAAAUGAAACAAAGAAAGAAGUAAGUGUUCCCACAUGCCAAGGAGAACUGAGGCAUUGGAAGACUGGUCACUACACUUUAAUCCAUGACAACAGCAAGGCUGAAUUUGCCCUGGACUUAAUUCUGUACUGUGGCUGUGAAGGCUGGGAGCCAGAGUUUGGUGGCUUUACUUCCUACAUUGCUAAAGGUGAAGAUGAAGAGCUGCUGACAGUGAAUCCAGAAAACAAUUCUUUGGCAUUGGUCUACAGAGAUAGAGAGACUCUGAAAUUCGUUAAGCAUAUUAACCACCGAAGCCUAGAACAAAAGAAAACCUUCCCAAACAGAACAGGUUUCUGGGACUUUUCAUUCAUUUAUUAUGAAUGACAGGACUAGGCAAAGCUGAACAACAACAGGACGCUUCAUCAGUACUGGGAAGUCUGGAACCGCCGGGGAUGGAGUGAAGCAGAGGUACAUGGUCGCUUGUCUGACAGUGUUCUUAAAGCUAGUUGCCCUUUAAUAAGACUCAGUGAUUAGUCUUCAACCUAGACCUUGAGCUUGGAGCUAUGUACUUAUUUCUUGAUUUUAAAAACAGGUUUUUUUUUUUUAACAUUGAGUUCUUUUUCCAUAUUGAUUUCUUCAGUGACUUUUUUUAAUUUCAAUGAUUUGUUUUUAUUUCUUUUAUUGUGGUAAAAUAUUUGUACCAUAAAAUUUAUCAGCUUGACUAUCUUUAAAUAUACAGUUCAAUGGCAUUAAGUACAUUCAUAUUAUUGUGCAAUCAUCACCACAAUCCAUCUCUAGAACUUUUCCAUCUUCCCAUUAAAUAGUAUCUCCCCACUCUCCCCUGCCCCUAGCAACAACCAUUCUAUUUUUGUGUCUGCUAACUACUUGUGCUCCUCAUGUAAGUGGAAUCAUACAGUAUUUAUCCUUUUGUUAAUGGCUUAUUUCACUGAGCAUAAAAUCUUCGAGGUUCAUUGUAUUCCCAGUGAUUUUUUUUUAACUCAUAAAUGAUUGCAGAUUUUGUUCUUCCCCAUCAUACUGGUUUAGAAAAUUACAGAACCUUACAUCCUGUUCAUGCUGCACCUUAUGGUUGUGACACAAUGAAUCAUUAUGCUGCUUCCCACUGCCUAUGGCUUUGUUCCACUGUGAUUCUCACAGGACAGUGUAGACUUAGAUGAUGUGUACUAUCUAUUCCCUUGGAAAAGGUCUGGCCUAAAACCACAGACCACAUGGCCCCAAGAAACUUAUGGUUAAUAAAGAAGAUAAGCCGCUUA
Lemur catta (Ring-tailed lemur) is the source of this 2606-nucleotide messenger RNA. It is a transcript of the gene OGFOD1, whose product is annotated as 2-oxoglutarate and iron dependent oxygenase domain containing 1. The record is from RefSeq and is a predicted model, not a curated record. Gene Ontology annotation, biological process: regulation of translational termination; peptidyl-proline hydroxylation. Gene Ontology annotation, molecular function: iron ion binding; L-ascorbic acid binding; peptidyl-proline dioxygenase activity. The coding region runs from base 94 to 1719 and encodes 541 amino acids. NCBI's taxonomy places the organism in Eukaryota, Metazoa, Chordata, Mammalia, Primates, Lemuridae. The transcript has 13 exons. Gene Ontology annotation, cellular component: cytoplasm.